Merops nubicus (carmine bee-eater) is the source of this 1227-nucleotide messenger RNA. RefSeq names its product sphingosine-1-phosphate receptor 4 (gene S1PR4). The record is from RefSeq and is a predicted model, not a curated record. Gene Ontology annotation, cellular component: membrane. Gene Ontology annotation, molecular function: sphingosine-1-phosphate receptor activity. NCBI's taxonomy places the organism in Eukaryota, Metazoa, Chordata, Aves, Coraciiformes, Meropidae. The coding region runs from base 1 to 1227 and encodes 408 amino acids. The transcript has a single exon. Gene Ontology annotation, biological process: G protein-coupled receptor signaling pathway.
AUGGAUGGUAUAGAGCUGAGCUGGAUGGUGAAUCUUUCCCUUCCCCUUUCACUGGGCUAUGCUCAAUAUCCUGAGUUCAGACUUGACAUGCUUGACAGGAAAGGUUCCUGCCUGCAGCUGGCUGCCAAGACGAAUGUGAACAUCAUCCUGCAGCACUACAACUUCACAGGCAAGCUGACCAACCGGCAGACUGGGGAUGAGGGAAUGGGUCUCAUCCGCACAACUUUUGCCAUCAUUAGCUGCUUCAUCAUCCUGGAGAACCUGCUUGUGCUGCUGGCCAUCCUGUGCUGUCUGCGAGCCCGCCGCUGGGUCUAUUCCUGCAUUGCCAGCAUCACUGUAAGCGAUCUGCUUGCAGGAAUUGCUUACCUUUGUAAUCUCUGCCUCUCAGGCAAGAAGACUUUCCAGCUUUCACCUCAGCUCUGGUUCCUGAGGGAAGGCAUCCUUUUCAUCGCGCUGGCUGCCUCCACCUUCAGCUUGCUUGUGACUGCCAUCGAGCGCUACAGUGCCAUGGUAAGGCCGAUUGCUGAGAACGAAGCCAGCAAGACCCUGCGCUUACGCAGCCUGAUCAUUUCCUGCUGGCUGCUGUCCUUCAUCAUUGGACUGCUUCCGUUGCUGGGCUGGAACUGUCUGUGUGACUUCAAUGCCUGCUCUGUCCUCCUGCCUCUCUACUCCAAGAACUACAUCCUUUUCUCUGUAAUCAUGUUCAGCAUCAUCCUCCUGGGAAUCAUCGGCCUCUACAUCUCCAUCUUCCAGCUGGUCCAGGCCAGUUCUAAGCAAAUCAGUUCUCGGCACAGCCGCAAACGGUCCCUGCGCUUGCUUAAGACUGUGUUGAUGAUCCUGGGAGCCUUCAUCAUUUGCUGGAGCCCCCUCUUCGUCCUGUUGCUCUUUGACGUCUUCUGUGAGACCCAGACCUGCACACACCUCCACAGCCUGGACUGGACCUUGGCUUUGGCCAUGAUUAACUCGGGCGUUAACCCCAUCAUUUAUUCCCUCCGGAGCGUGGAGGUGCGCCGUGCCGUGGGGAACCUGCUGUGCUGCUGCUGUGUCAGGGUUGGGCUUUGCAAGCCUGGGAACUGCUUGGUCAUCACAGACAUCAACUCUGGCUCAUCUACAGAGAGCUCCCUGCGCUACCGGGAGAGCUUCCGCAGCUCUGUAGCACUGAACACCCGGCCCAGAGCACCUCUCUCCAGCAACUCUAGCAUGAUGAGCAAUCUCCCCAGCCUCUGA